Aspergillus chevalieri is the source of this 1959-nucleotide messenger RNA. RefSeq lists its product as uncharacterized. Gene Ontology annotation, cellular component: TORC1 complex; fungal-type vacuole membrane. The coding region runs from base 1 to 1959 and encodes 652 amino acids. Lineage: Eukaryota; Fungi; Ascomycota; Eurotiomycetes; Eurotiales; Aspergillaceae. The record is from RefSeq and is a predicted model, not a curated record. The transcript has a single exon.
AUGCCGAAUUCAAACACCACUUCCUCCCCCGUCAAGCGCCCGGGCUUGGGGCGUCGUGCAGUUUCCUCUCACGCUGUCGUCACGCGCUCGACCUCCUCAACUACCGGAGAUUCAUCCGACCCUCCUCACCCGCAGAAAUCCCACGUCGUUCACCGACAUCAUCACCCUCGCCCGCACCUCGUCGGCCACCGUUACAGCCACCACCAUCGCAACCCCUCCUACGGAAAGAACGUCAACAAAUUACAGCGACUCACCUCCGGAGCUGAAGCCGGCCGUCACCAUCAGCGCAAAAAGUCUGCGCCCGCCACACCCGCUGCGAGUCCCCCGCGCGGUGGUCCCCACGUGCGCUGGGAGGGUGAGUUCGAAGAUCCGAAUCCGAAAGCGUCGAUGAAGAAAAAUAACUCAAGUCCCGCAUUGCGACGAUAUACGUCUACAGGUACCGUUCCCACCAAGAAAACUUUAGUUACCGACCGUCCUCGCUCGAGUUCUGGGAAGAAGAAAACAGUGGGCUUCGAGAUUGGAGAUUCGGACAACGACGACGGUGAAUGGGAGGAUACUACGCAGUCGCCCGAAAGCACUAGGCGCAGUUCCGUUGCACAGUCCAAGGACAGCGUGGAGAACGCUGCAGCUCUGGUGGAUCCUUUGAUCUUUGUCAAGCGCCCUUAUCCUCAAAUACCGCGAGCGACCAGUCUCCCGGAACCAACCAGCCAAAGUUUUGCUCAGGAAGGUCAGUCGACAGAUGAGGAGGAGGGACAACAACCACAGCACGAGGAGCAGGAGAACCAGGGACUUCACGAACAGCAAGAGUUGCAACCAGAUAACAAACAGCAUCAAGAACCCGGCCAAGUACCGGAGCCCAGCGCGAUCGCAUCUCGUCUUAUCAGUCCAGCACUUUCAGCCAAAGCUCCCCCCGCCAUGUCCUCCAUAUCCGCCAUGGCCAAACCGGCGGCCAUUGACACUGCCAUUUCCCGCACUGCUUCGCUGCAAAACCUGAAGGCUGGUCAGGACGGCUCCCGACGCACCUUGCCUUCACCAAAUCCCGCCUUAGCAACGACCCCCGGGAACAACACACAAGCGACUUCAUCAUCGAUCGAGGGAGGCGUUUCCAGGUUUAUCGUGAACAACAAUGGGGCUUCCAGGGCAGAUUCCGAUCCCAAUACCCCGUCCUCGUUUCUGCCACACUAUCAUCCGCAGACUCCGCCAUCGCCUGGCACCACAAUUCCGCGAAAGCCUCGUGCAUCCCCGCCUUCGAGACCCCCUGGGACAGAGCCACCAUCUCGAACGCAACAAAAGCUCUGGCUACAACGAACGGCUGCGCUGAAUACAUCCCCUCCUGAUGGUCACGAUACGGUAUCCCCAUCAGCGAUAGAUGGGACCUUCAUGGCAUCAGCGCACGGCCGACCAGGAACCGCAGCGUAUGAUGCGGGAAGAGCACUUGUCAACGGCUCAGCCAGAUCAGGCGGUCCAGGACAUGAUAACGAAGCCAAACAAACCCGCAAGGCGUUCGAGAAGACUGCUCUAGAACUCGCAGUCGUCCGACGAUUCCAGUCGCCAACCGCAGAUAGUUUCAGUCGCUUAAGAUCCGUCAUCCAAGAAACCAGGGGCCCCGAACUAGCCAACACAGCACUCGGCCAACCGGUCAAAUCAGCUCCCGCAUUACCACUUCUCAACGACGGGCACUCUAGUCGGGGAUCCGGUCAGGACUCGAGUCCGGAACCGAGGCAGCUCGUUGGCAGGAGGACGCGGCCAUCUGUCUCAGAGGCGGAUGAUUCGUCUGUCAACGACUCCGGUGAUCGGCAGAAAUCUCAACACCCAUCUCAACGGAUCCUAUCUACUUCUGACGAUACGGCAACCGGAAAUCCUUCGACUGACGACGACGCAGAAACCAACGAAUACAAUGACACUGAGAUGAUGAUCCGUCGCAUGUGGGACAGUCGCAUCGUGGCUUCUUCUGCGUAG